Messenger RNA from Dreissena polymorpha, 3769 nucleotides. Its product is annotated as F-box/WD repeat-containing protein 7-like. The transcript has 12 exons. Lineage: Eukaryota; Metazoa; Mollusca; Bivalvia; Myida; Dreissenidae. Bases 186 to 2276 code for a protein of 696 amino acids. Gene Ontology annotation, molecular function: protein binding. The record is from RefSeq and is a predicted model, not a curated record.
GUCACAUAUCAUGCGGAAUGCAUCGAAUUUCUUAAUUAAAAAACACGACAGCUGAGUUUAACAUGUAACCUUGAAGAGAUGGGGCACUAAGACAAUGACGAGUAAAGGAUGAGGUUGGAGAAUGUAUUGCAUCGGGAGGUUGUGAAGAUUUGUGAUUGUUAUCAAACAGGUUUAGAAUAAUCUCAAUGAAAGAUAGCAUAGAGGGGCGCGUUUGUGAUACCGCCACCAUGGAUUCCACGGAUAACGCGUACUACAGUGACAUGACCUGCGACACGAGCGUCACGUCAGAAUCGUCAACUGUCGUUCAGACUAGACGGUCUUAUCAAAAGAAACAUCAUAGGACGUCACAGGAUCAUCGGUUGCAUUACCAUGCUGAUAAGGAUGACUGUAGCCCGGACAGCGACGAGGCAAAUAAUAGUAAAAUAUUCUCGUUCAUGAGACUGGAGACGGGAAAAAUCGCGUUAAACAAGGGCACGUCACUCCCGUCUGAAUUAGAAGAGCUGGACGGGGAGAGCUGUGACUGCCACUGUGGGGCCUGUUGUAGUUGCCAGAGCAAUGCUCCCGCCACCAGACAUUCGCAGGGUUGCCACGGUUACAAGUACAUGUGCAAGAAAAUGUCGGAGGGAGCUACAGAAUGUCCCAACGCCAGCAGUAGCGAAACCCAGCUUCUGCCGAGUCCGACUGCCAUAGAAUCCUGGGGCCAUUUUAGUAAGCACAGACAAAAUCAUUACAAGUACAGACGCAGCGAUUAUUCCAGUGACAGUGACGAAGACGGUGAGGUGGGAUCGAAAAAUCCCACUUUGAAAACAACAGUGCUAGUGAAACAAAAGUCCCAUUUACCGAGUCUUACAUUAACGAGACAAAAUUCUACCUCUUCCAACAAGAGUUACGAAACAGCAGCUGCCGAAGGUUACGACAUCUGCUCGUGGAAGGAGGGUGUAAAGCCUUGCACUUUCAAAGAGAGGGUCAAAAUCAUGCUCGAGUGGUUUUCCGAUUUCAAUGAUGAACAAAAAAAUCUUACGCUUAAGGAACUGCUGGUGGGCUGCGAGUUGCCCCAACUUCACCUGCUCUCCGUGAAGAUGGAGGCUAACUUACACCAUGGCUGCCCCCCGAACUGCCAGGACCUGCUGACGUGGCUGCCCACCAACCAGGCAACCAAGAUACUCUCCUACCUUGACCCAGUGAGUCUGUGUAGAGCUUGCCAGGUGUGCAAGGUGUGGAACCAGUUGUCGGAAGAGCUGUCGCUAUGGCGACGCUUCUGUUGCCAACCAAAAUGGCGGCUGUGCAAGGCGGCUGAGCACAAACAGGUGAUCAGUCACAUGUCACACGGCAGUAUACAGUGGAAGAAGGUAUUUGCAGAACGUUAUCGACUACGAAACAAUUGGCUGAAGGGUCGCUGUACUGUGAGAACCUUUGAAGGUCACACGCAGGGAAUCUCCUGCGUGCAGUUUGAUGACACCAGGAUUGUUAGCGGCUCUUCUGACAAAACGAUUAAGGUAUGGAACAUCAGGACCAAUGCCCAGUGGUCCGUGCAGACACUGGUGGGUCACAGUGGCACGGUACGGUGCCUUCACUUGGAGGGUAACAGGCUGGUCAGUGGCUCCUCUGACUGCAUGAUCAAGGUGUGGGAUUUGUCCACUCAAGAGAGCUGGUCAAGCAUCGCGUGUAAGGUGACCAUGACUGGACACUCGGACACGGUCAGAUGUCUGCAGGUGGAUGAUGUGAAGGUGAUCAGUGGUUCCUAUGACAAGUCCCUUAAGAUCUGGGACCUGCACACUGGACAGUGCACCAUGACCUUGAGGGGCCACAUGGCUGCAGUGUUAUGUGUUCACUUCAACGAUACAAAGGUUGUGUCAGGGUCAUGUGACAAAACGAUCAAGGUGUGGAAUUACCAGGGCUUGUGCAUAAUGACCUUGGCGGGUCACCAGGACGCUGUGACUUGCCUGCAGUUCGACUUGACGCGGAUCGUGAGCGGCUCACUGGACUGUAACCUCAAGAUCUGGGACAUCCACUCUGGCGAGUGCAUCAAUACCAUUGACUGGAAGGCCGCUGAAGGUCACACGGGGGUCGUGCGGUGUCUGCAGGCUGACAGCUGGAGGCUCGUGAGUGCGGCGGACGAUAAAACAAUCAAGGUGUGGAAUCUUGAGACAGGCAAGCGCCUGGUGACCUUAAGAAACCACACGGAUGGCGUCACAUGCCUGCAGUUCAACGACUUUAUCAUCGUGUCGGGAUCUUACGACAAGACUGUUAAACUCUGGGACUUUAGCUCAUGUUAAUUUGCUCUUACCACGUGCUACGUUGUUUACUGACAUCCUCGUGUUGUGCUCACUCAUAUCACAAUUCUCUUGGUAUCAGCUCUGCAAAUUGAAACAAUUAAUGAAGAACUGUUAAUUGUGUGUUUUCUAAUUUAAUUGUAUACAUCAAUGAACCGUUAUUUUUUUUUCUAAUUGGAUUUUAUGAAUCAAUGUACCUUCAAGAAGUUUAUUUCAUAUCAUUGAAAUGAAGAAAAAAUAUUCUGGAUACAUUUUUUGUUAUUUUUAUCCCAUAAAUGCCUAGAAUCUAGAAAAAAAGGCCUCGGCAAACAGCGUAGACCCAGAUGAGACGCCACAUGAUGCAGCGUCUCAUCAGGGUCUGCGCUGUUUGCUUAAAAUAAUUUCUGUAAGAAAUAUUUUAAAUAUAGAAAUAAAUAUACUAGACAUCCCUAAUUUUGGAAAUAAAUUGAUCCAUUUUAGAAGGAUGGGAGAGUCCACUAGGCAUAAAUGGGUUUAUGAAUGAUUUGCAAACUGGACUGAGGGAUUGAAUUCAUGCCUUAGGUUGUAAACCUCAAUUUUAUCAUUUUUGUUGUUAGUUGUUUAUCAAUAUGUUAGUGAUGUUUGUUUUUCAAAUUUUUCUUUCGUUUUUACUUUGUUUUUAUAUUCAGCAUUGGACAAACAAUGCUUAUAAUCAUAAGCAUUUUUCCACAUUUGUGACAUUAACAAGUUCAUGUUGUUCCACAACCAGUAUUGUUUUUGGACCACUCCGUUUAGAAUUUAUAAGCAUGUCUUUUGUAAAAUUAAAAGUUAUUGGUUGUUUGAAAGUGUGUGAUAAAAAGAUCGAACCCUCAUUCUCGUUUCAGAGCAAAGCUCAACUUACUGACAAAAGUCCUUAAAUAAUUUAAGAAUGUAUGCUAGUACCCAGUAAAUAUCACUGGUAAUAAAGGGUAGAACAAAUAUUGUUGAACUGAGAACAGUAAUGUCUACUCAGGUGUAAGCUAUCUUCUAUUUGGGUGUGUGAUAUUUAUAUUGAUUAAUUAAAUUAAUUAUGUUUAUUUUUGUUUCACUUAACUCAAUCCUGUACUUUGUUUGAAAUCUUGGUCACCAUCGCAAUCAGCAGAAAUGACAAAUUAUUUGCAUAAUGUUUUACUGUGUUUGAUAAAAGACAAACAUUUCACAACCUGUAUCUAUAAACAUAAAGACUUUAUCUUUAUAUACUUUAUCUCUAGUUAAAGAACAGGGAAAUAAGCUGUUCACAGUUUUCAGUACCAGCACAAACAUUAAGCAUGUAAAGCUUCAUUUGGACAUGUAAUUAUUAAAAACAGAAAUAUAAAAAAAAACAGAAAACAAGGUGUAUUUAAUUUAAAAUGUCAUGCUUCAAAGAAUUGAUUAAUAUAUUGCCCAUGCUAAGUGUGUGUCGUAUAUUAUUAUAAAGGUAAUCAUAGUCUUAAAAAAAUAAUGCUGUAUGUGAUGCAGAAUUGGUCAUUAAUAUUUGCUCACAAAUACAAUACAAUGUA